Messenger RNA from Populus euphratica (Euphrates poplar), 2274 nucleotides. Its product is annotated as asparagine synthetase [glutamine-hydrolyzing] 1-like. The transcript is spliced from 13 exons. Lineage: Eukaryota; Viridiplantae; Streptophyta; Magnoliopsida; Malpighiales; Salicaceae. The record is from RefSeq and is a predicted model, not a curated record. Gene Ontology annotation, cellular component: cytosol. Bases 248 to 2017 code for a protein of 589 amino acids. Gene Ontology annotation, molecular function: asparagine synthase (glutamine-hydrolyzing) activity.
ACUUACUCAUUCAACAAUAACAAAAACAAACUCUUGCUCUACGUGUUGGUGUUUCCUAUUAACAGUCCAUCUCCUUCUCCUGCCACCACUCUUUGCUUUUUAUUACCAGAUUUUCUUCUUUCAUUACUACCCUGUUUCAUCUGUAUAGUUUAUCCAUCCAUUUUUCUCUAUCUUUGCUUUUAAGCUAUACAUAUCUAGCAAAAUCUUCUUUUAUCUGCUAUAUCGUUUUUUUUUCUAAGAAACGAGGAUGUGUGGGAUACUUGCUGUUUUGGGUUGUUCUGACGACUCUCAGGCCAAGAGGGUUCGGGUGCUAGAGCUUUCUCGCAGGUUGAAGCACCGUGGUCCAGAUUGGAGUGGGCUCUAUCAGUGCGGUGACUUUUACUUGGCUCAUCAAAGGCUGGCUAUUAUCGACCCUGCUUCCGGUGACCAGCCACUCUUUAAUGAAGACCAAGCCAUCGUUGUCACGGUGAACGGAGAAAUUUAUAACCAUGAAGAACUAAGGAAGCGUUUGCCAAAUCACAAGUUCCGAACAGGCAGUGACUGUGAUGUUAUAGCCCAUCUGUACGAGGAAUAUGGCGAAAAUUUUGUGGACAUGUUGGAUGGAAUGUUUUCAUUUGUUCUGCUGGAUACUCGUGACAACAGUUUCAUUGUUGCCCGUGACGCCAUUGGGAUCACCCCCCUCUAUAUUGGCUGGGGACUUGAUGGGUCCGUGUGGAUUUCAUCUGAAAUGAAAGGUCUGAAUGACGACUGUGAACAUUUUGAGUGCUUUCCUCCUGGUCAUUUGUACUCGAGUAAAUCGGGUGGAUUACGUCGUUGGUACAAUCCUCCUUGGUUCUGCGAGGCCAUUCCCUCAACCCCAUAUGAUCCACUUGUUCUGAGACGUGCAUUUGAAAAGGCUGUAAUUAAAAGGCUAAUGACUGACGUGCCUUUUGGAGUUCUUUUAUCUGGGGGCCUAGAUUCAUCACUGGUUGCUGCUGUUACUUCUCGCUAUUUGUCAAGUACAAAGGCUGCCAGACAAUGGGGGGCACAACUCCAUUCCUUCUGUGUUGGCCUAGAGAAUUCACCAGAUUUGAAGGCUGCAAGAGAAGUUGCAGAUUAUCUGGGAACCGUCCACCAUGAAUUUCACUUCACGGUUCAGGAUGGUAUAGAUGCAAUUGAGGAUGUCAUAUACCAUAUAGAAACAUAUGAUGUUACAACCAUCAGAGCAAGUACCCCUAUGUUCCUUAUGGCUCGUAAGAUCAAGGCACUAGGAGUGAAGAUGGUUAUUUCUGGUGAAGGUUCUGAUGAGAUUUUUGGUGGGUAUUUGUACUUUCAUAAGGCACCUAACAAAGAAGAGUUACACCGCGAAACAUGUCGCAAGAUAAAGGCCCUUCAUCAAUAUGAUUGCUUGAGAGCUAACAAGGCAACAUCUGCUUGGGGUUUAGAAGCCCGUGUCCCCUUCUUGGACAAGGAUUUUAUUAAUGUUGCAAUGGCUAUUGAUCCUGAAUGGAAGAUGAUCAAACCCGGACAAGGUCAUAUUGAGAAAUGGGUCCUUAGGAGAGCCUUUGACGACGAGGAGCAUCCUUAUCUGCCCAAGCAUAUUCUUUAUAGGCAGAAAGAGCAAUUUAGCGAUGGUGUUGGCUAUAGCUGGAUCGAUGGUCUCAAAGCUCAUGCUGCCCAACAUGUGACUGACAAGAUGAUGCAAAACGCUGAGCACAUCUUUCCACAUAAUACCCCUACCACUAAAGAAGCCUAUUACUACAGAAUGAUUUUUGAGAGGUUCUUCCCACAGAAUUCAGCCAGGCUGUCUGUUCCUGGAGGAGCCAGUGUAGCAUGCAGCACAGCUAAAGCUGUGGAAUGGGAUGCUGCCUGGUCCAAUAAUCUGGAUCCUUCUGGCCGGGCUGCAUUGGGUGUACAUCUCUCUGCUUAUGAUCAGCAGGCAGCUCUUGCCAAUGCAGGAGUGGUGCCACCAAAAAUUAUUGACACUCUUCCUCGGAUGUUGGAAGUUAGUGCUUCGGGAGUUGCGAUCCACAGUUAGCGCCCGCUGGAGGACUAAGUAUUGGUUAAUUGAUAUCUAUAGCCUUGGCAUUAUUUAAACUUGUGUUGCCUUAAAUAUGGAAAAAUCUUAUAGGUCGUAUGUAGAUGUUACAAAUAAUUAUCUGUGGUCCUUCGAACUUUGAAGUCGUGUGUUGUCAUUACUUUGUGGUUUUUGUACAAGGUAAUUCAUGUAUGUUAUCAACGCCCCGUAGCUGUUUAAAGCUGUAAUGCAACCUUUCCUAUGGUUUCUUCGCUCCA